Messenger RNA from Erythranthe guttata (spotted monkey flower), 605 nucleotides. RefSeq lists its product as uncharacterized. Gene Ontology annotation, molecular function: acyltransferase activity, transferring groups other than amino-acyl groups. Lineage: Eukaryota; Viridiplantae; Streptophyta; Magnoliopsida; Lamiales; Phrymaceae. The record is from RefSeq and is a predicted model, not a curated record.
AUGGAUCUAUCGCGAAUUACCUUGCGGCCUUUCAAGCAAUCGGACGCCCAGGAUAUGCUAUCGUGGGCGGGCGACGAUCGGGUGACGGAGGCCGACAGACUGAAGACGUUGAAAUCGAAAGAGGAGGCCUUGGCUUUCAUCGAACGAAACAGCACACCUCAUCUUUGGAUGCGAUCGAUAUGCGUCGACGACCGUUCGUUCGGUUUGCUGACGGUGUACGUGGGGUCCGGCGACGAGAGGUGUCGAGGAGAUAUCGGGUACGCGUUAGCGGUGGAGUAUUGGGGAAAAGGGAUCACUACUAGAGCAGUCGAAAUGGCGGUCCCGAAGGUGUUUGAAGAAUUUCCUCAGAUACUUCGGUUGCAGGCGAUGACUAACGUUAAUAAUAAGGGCUCGCGUAGAGUGCUCGAGAAAGCUGGGUUUACGAAGGAUGCUUUGAUGAGGAAGCACUAUUAUCUGAAAGGGGAGAUUCAAGAUGUGGUUGUUUACAGUAUCUUGGCUCCUGAUUCUGAUUAAAGAUGAUAAGUUUUUUCGUUUUCAUAUGUAAUUGUGGUUUCUAUUCAGGUGGUGUUUGCAAAUGCUGAUUACGAGCAUUUUUUCUCGCUUUA